UUUGUUUACUUGUUAGUGAGAGAGUGUGACAACACUGGUCAGCUCACUGUUAUACUACUCUCAGCAGGACUUGAGCACCCUUCUGGGUUUAGCGCUUACUUCUGAUUGUCGUAUUAAUAAUAUAGUGCUUUAAACUUAUUAUAAAUGUGUAAUUUAUAAUAAUAAUCAUAUUUGUACAUAUGAAUAUAAUAGUUGGGUGUACAUGCGGAAAUCCCCUUUAUAUGUAGAGUAUUUCAGGCAAACUUAAGAUUAAUAAGUCAAGUGUGUUACGGAGGAAGUUCACACAUUAGGUCAGCAACUGGCCUGUAUUACUGGGCCAAAAUCUUCUACCUCUUCAAAGUCUGUUUAAUUUCGUCAGUGCCAAGGCUACCAUGACAGUGCUUUCACGGAUCUGCAUGCGACAGCAGAUGCAGUUACCAUUACACCAACAUCUCCUCAGAUGCUCUGGGAAAGGAAAUAUAUCUCCAGUUACUGUCAUUACUCGUGGGCUUCGGCAGCCACGUGGAAGAAACAGAGAAGGUGGAAUGAAUCUGGCACCAAAAGGCUUUGUUGAGGCUCCUAAUGAGAACAAUAUGGGCCGUGGUUUAGCAAAAUGCUUUUUAUUUGCUGGUGGCUUUUGUAGCACUACCUUUGCUGCUGCAGCAGUAUGGAAAUAUGAAACAGUACGAUCCCGGCUAAAACAAAAUUCGUGGACGAACUGGGCAAAUAAGCAGUGGGAUAAUUUAGAAGGCUGGCAAAAUAAAGAGGGUGAAUUUCGUAAAGCAAUAAAUGUUUGGUGGAAUGGGCUUAGUGAAGGACAGAAGACGUUCUGGCCUAUAUGUUUCCUCAACGCUGUUGUGUUUGCAUGUUGGAACAAACCUUCUUUUCAACGAACUAUGUUGCGUUAUUUCUGCUCCAACCCAGCAGCCCGUGCUGUUUGUUGGCCAAUGUCUCUCUCAACUUUUAGCCAUUUUUCAUUUUUCCAUUUUGCUAUGAAUAUGUAUGUAUUACAUAGUUUCAGUUCUGGUGUUUGUGGAUCAUUAGGCCGAGAGCAAUUUGUUGCCAUGUACCUGAGUGGUGGGGUAAUAUCAUCACUAGCUAGUCAUGCAUUUAAAGUGGCUAUGCGAUGUCCAGGACCAUCCUUAGGUGCCUCUGGAGCCAUUAUGGCUAUACUUGGCUACUUUUGUACUCAGCAUCCAAAUGCUCAACUUGGAAUAGUCUUUAUUCCUGGUCUUAACUUUUCUGCAGAAACUGCUCUUAAAGCAGUAAUGUGCUUAGAUGCUGUGGGAAUGGCACUCGGGUGGCGUAUAUUUGACCAUGCUGCUCACCUCGGAGGUGCUCUCUUUGGACUUAUCUAUGCCUGUUAUGGACCAAAAUAUAUCUGGGCAAAUACCCAACCAGUUAUGAAAAAGUGGCAUGAAUUAAGAAAUGAAAUUAAUGAAAAGCUGGAAGGAAGCAAAACAAGAGAAGAAUAGAAAAUAUGGUAAAUUUAUAGAUCCAAUCUGUUUGGGUGCAAUCAUAGUCACUUGUAAACUGAGGGAGAUUAUAAAUUUUUUUUUUAGUUUCAUGUUAGGAAAAUGUACUUAAUAGUAAUAAUGGUGAAUUAUAGUUUGUCUUAUUUCAUAAUAAGAUUGUUAUAAGUUGUGAUUUUUUUUAAUUGUCUUCCAAAAUUCUUGGCAAGGAGUUUGCAGUUGGUUUAUAUCUUUGCUUAAUUUGGCUAAAGAGUGUGAAACAAAACGUCAUUAUAACCAGAUUUAUGAUUUAUUAAAAAGUCUUAAAUGUUUAUUGUACUACAUAUACAGUAGGCAUCAUAAGUAUGCAUACUCAUAAACAGAUCACCUUAUUUUGGUGGAAGAUGGCCAGUGUGGUAAGAAAGAUCACAAAGAAACAAGAUUGUACAUAAUCUAUUAUUUAAAGUAUAUAAUACUGCAAUAUGUAUAUGUUCCUCACCUAAACUAAUAUUUUAUAGGUUUAUCUUUCCUCUUGAUGCACUCCUUAAGUCUCCUAGGCCUUGAUGAAGCUAACUUAUGGAGGGUAGAAAAGGCAGUAUCCUCCCACAUCUGCUUCAUGGCACUCGAGAUUUUGGGGUUAGAGGACACGUUCAUGCCAGGAAGGUUACACAUAAUAUGGAUUCAAAUGUUCCCUAACAUGUUUAAGUCCAGUGAGUGUACAUGCCAGUCAUAAAAGUAUAGAAAACUCACAAUAAUGUAGCCAGUUUUUUGUCUUUAGCAGUAUGGCAAGGGUCACCAUCUUCCAUACAACAAUUAUCCUUGCACUUCUCGAAUCUGUCAGGUAAAUAGUCUGCUAAAGAUGUACAGUACUUAUGACAGCUAUUGUAUGUACAGUACUGUAGUACAUAAAGUACAAAAUUUGCAUUUUUGAAAUAAAGUUUUAUGAAGUCGUAGGCAUUUUUAUAUUGGCCAAGAAAGCCCCUGAUAGGGCAGACAUCAAAUACAGCCUCUCCUCACUUAGCGACAUACUUGUUUACCCAUGACUUGGACUUGCGACAGGCUCGCUAACCAAUAUGCAUACCUAAAUAAUGUAUAUUAGAGCUGAUUUCCUCUAUUCUGUUUAUUACAUUACAGUGGACCCCCGGUUCAUGAUAUUAAUCCGUUCCUGAGAGCUCAUCGUAAACCAAAAUUAUCGGAAAGCGAAUCAAUUUUCCCCAUAAGAAAUAAUGGAAAUCAAAUUAAUCUGUGCAAGACACCCAAAAGUAUGAAAAAAAACUUUUACCACAUGAAAUAUUAAGUUUAAUGCAAUAAAAUAAUUACAAUAACAAUAGAAUAAACACAAAAGAAUAAUUGACACUUACCUUUAAUGAAGAUCUGGUGAUGAUUGAUUGGAUGGGAGGAGGGAAGAGUGUCGAAGUUUUUAAUGUUUAGAAGGGGAAUCCCCCUCCAUUAGGGCUUGAGGUACCAAGUCCUUUUCUGGGAUUACUUCCCUUCUUCUUGUAAUGCCACUAGGACCAGCUUGAGAGCCACUGGACCUCUGUCACACAACAAAUCUGUCCAUAGAGCUCUGUACCUCCCGUUCCUUUAUGAUAUGUCUAAAAUGGGCCACAACAUUGUCAUUGUAAUAAUCACCAGCAUGGCUUGCAAUAGCUGUGUUAGGGUGAUUUUCAUCAAAAAAGGUUUGCACUUCAAGCCACUUUGCACACAUUUCCUUAAUUUUAAUAGUCAUUAGCACCCUUGGUCUCGAUGGGUUGGCACUAGAAGCUUUCUUGAGGCCCAUGGUGACUUAUUUUGCAGAAAAAAGUACCAAAAACAGUGAUAAUAUGGAUAAUAUAGAAUGUACCGAAUGUAUCCUUAGAUGUGCGCACACUGGCUGGCUUAUAAACACUGGACACGUCUCGUACGAAUCGUAUCGCAUACCGGGUUUUGUAACGGGAACCGAGUCAAAUUUUCUGCAAUAUAAUGCAUCGGUUACCGGAUUUAUCGGAUACCGACAGCAUCGCGAACCGGGGGUCCACUGUAUAUGGUACACUACUGUAUAAGAAUUUAAAAAUAUAUUAAAAAGUUAUAAAUGGUGCAAGGGUGACAUUAAAGCAGUAUCAAAGAUGGUUGACAUAAACCCACUACCAUUAUAGUAUGCCCCUUGUCUAGCAAUGAAUUCAUUUACUGACGCAAUAUUAGGAACGGAACUCAGUCGUUAAGUGAAUAGAGGUUGUAUAUUAUUUCCUUCACUUUUGGUAAUUGUCUAUAUUACUUUUAUAAUUAAAAUUUUCUUGUAUAAAUGAAACAGUUCCUUAUAUGUUAUGCCAUUAUAUAGGCUAUUGCAUUCUCCAUAAAAAAAAUAUAUUCUCUACUUUUUAAAUUGAGUAUGAGGCUCCUUUUGGGAAUUUUUUCAAAGCGAAAUGAUUAUAUUUAUUUACUCAUGGUCUAGACUGUUCUAAAGGCAUUGAAAGUCCUUAGCAAUAAACUUUGUAUCGUGAAAAUGUUUUGCUAUUUUCAAAAUAGUAUCUUGGUAGCUUUCUCAUGUAAAUAUGUACUGAGAAUAUUUUGAGAACUUUAAAAUUAAAUAAGGUUUUUGGAUUAUAAAUUCUUUCUUAAGUUCAUUUUGUCCAUCAGCAGACUGCAUUUAUGUUCAAAAGCUAAAUCAUUAUUAACAUGAUUAACACUGUCAUUAUCAUCAUCACUUUCAUACUUUUCAUUAUCAUGAUUAGCACAGUCAUCAUUAAUCAUUCUGCACUGGUGCGGUGCAUUCAGUGCUAGGCUUGGACCAGGAAUCAUUAGACAUGUUGGUUUCAGACCCAUAUCUGUCUCCAGGUGCUAGACUAUACAGCAGUAUCUGCAUUAUAAUUCUGUAUGUUAGUGUCUGCAUGGCAUUAGUAAAUGUCACCAUUGCCCAACACCAUUCAUGCUAAUGAGAUACGACAGUCUGCCUUGGAAAAACGUGUUGUGAGAAAUAACAGAUUUAUGAUAUUUAUUACAUUCAUGCACUAAACCCGAAGGGGUCAUUAAGUGCCUGGAGAAAUAGAAGGUAUAAAUUUAGGCUCAAUUUAAGGAAUUGGAGCACAGGUUCAAUUCCUCACCAGCAUCAAGGAGCUUCCCUGGAGGGAAUUAUCCUUGAUGCUGGUGAGGGGUUCCUGAUCCAAGGAAUUGUUCCUGUUCUCCUUUUCCUUAAAUCGAGCCUGAAUGCCUUCCAUUUCCCAGUUGUUGUAUGACCCCUUUGGGCUUAGCUCCACCCCAUGAAUUUAAUAAUUAAUGUUAUUAUAAACCUGUUGUUUUCCUUAACUCACAUUUUUUCAAUGCAGAUUGUCUUAUCUCAUUACCAUGAAUGGUGUAAGGCAAUGGAAUAGUAAUAAUAAUCAUGAAAAGUGCUAAACCUGUGAGGGUUACUCAGAGCUGACUUCAGAUUUACAGAGAUUUUUAAACAAUAAUUUUUUAUAGCUUUAAAAAACAUCAUUUUACAUGCCAGUAAAAACAGAAUAAAUACCAUAUUUUACAGCAUUGAAGAUACUAUUUUUUCCCAAAACAAGUCUCAAAAAUUUACCCAGCAUCUUGGAGGCCAAAGUACCAUUUAUCUUUUUUUUUUUCCAAAAUUUAGCCAAUCAGAAUUGGGGCACUCUUAAUUAACACUGGAGCGUCUUGUUUGCCGUAAAAUAUGGUACUGUACAUAUAACAUUCAACAAAAGAAAUUCAGAUAAUUUUAAGGCUAAAAAAACUUAGAUUAAAAUAUAUACAGCCAAGACAGGACUCGCAACAAUGGUUUCAAGUUGGAAAAAUUCAGAUUCAGAAAGGAUAUAGAAAAGCACUGGUUUGGUAAUAGAGUUGUGGAUGAGUGGAACAAACUCCCAAGUACAGUUAUUCAGGCUAAAACGUUGUGUACUUUUAAAAAUAGGUUAGAUAAACACAUGAGUGGGUGUGGGUGGGUGUGAGUUGGACCUGACUAGCUUGUGCUGCUGGGUCUGGUGCAGUGCUCCAUCCUUGAGUGGAGAUGAUCAGACUGGGUGGGUCAUUGGGCUAAUCUGGGGGGGGGGGUCAUUGGUCUAAUCCGUCGGGGGGGACAUGGACCUGCUCCGCAUGGGUCAGUAGGCCUGUUGCAGUGCUCCUUCUUUCUUAUGUUCUUAUGUUCUUAUAAAUUUACAACCCCAAAAAAAUACCCUUGGCCAUUAAAAAAAAAAAGUGCAAAUAAAAUCUCAGACUCACUGACUAUCUCUAGACAUUGAAGGCCACUGGACAGGCACCUAAAGUCAGUACCUGACCAGCCAGGCUGUGGUUCGUAUGUCGAGUUGUGUGUGGCCAACAGUAACAACCUGGUUGAUCAGGCCCUGAUCCACCAUGAAGCCUGGUCACUGACUGGGCUGCGGAGGCGUUGACCCCGAAACCCUCUCCAGGUAUAUCAAUAAUAACAAUAAUAGCACCAGUAUUAGAUAACUUGUAAAUCCCAUUUAACUCUUACAUGCACACAUUUACCAAAUGGCAAUACAAUUCACCAAGAUUACUUACAUCAUUAUGACAAUAUACAGUACAUGUAAUUCUUAUACACCUUGAAACAUUAUUGUAUAAUAAUACCUUGUUUAUAACAAAAGAGUAACAGCUCAUACAUACUGUACAUAUAUACAUGCACAUAUACUUAAAGGGGUAGAGGAAGGUUUGAGUUCUAGAGGCUUGAGUGGAGACAAGUUCAUUUUAUAACCUGAUGUGCAGUUGGAGUGUGAGCAGGAUAACAUUUACGAAGGGAUGUAGGGGAAGCCAGUUAGCUGGAGAUGGGAAGUACAUUUCUUGUACUCUAAAGGAAUGGUGAGGAUGUUGUGGUCUGGAGAGACAUCUGAACUGUAAUGUUUACCUGGAGUUUACCUGGAGAGAGUUCUGGGGGUCAGUGCCCCCAUGGCCCAGUCUGUGACCAGGCCUCCUGGUGGAUCAGAGCCUGAUCAGUGCACUUCUGGUAAGACAGCAAUUGAAUGAAUGUUGCCAAUGUGUUUCCUCAUUUUUGGGUCACUUCCUUGGUAGGAGAUGGCUGGCAUGUUAAAAAAAAUAUGGACUCUCCAUACAGAUCUUUGUUGUCAUUCCAGUAGUUAGCCUGAGUAUGGCUGGUAAUAUUGCAUCAUAGUUCUAUGGCUUAGUCACACCAUUCUGCUUGAUCUUGACUGCUAACUUGAAUCAGUAUCCCAGCUGCAGUGAGAACUCCAGUCACCUAGGAAGGUUUGCAAGUGACCAUUAAAACAUAAUAUGCCACAUCCACACUGGCUGGCUGGCUGCAGUGGAGUGAAUCUGCUAAUACGUAAUUUUUAACUCAACCUCCAUCUUCUGCCAAGGUUAUAGCGAACCAUAAAAUUCUUCCUUUGGAAGCCAUGCAUGUCAUUAAAGGUGACCAGUAAGGGGCUAGUUAUCCCAUUUUGUAUUUAAUUUCUAAAAAAAGUCAAAUUAGCUAAAAGUUUAUGAAAUAAUAUUAAUGAGUUUGGUGAUGCUCAGUACUCAGUCAUAUUGUGCUUGCUGUCAGAUAUUGGAACCAUCUGUAGAAAGUUUGCCAAUUUUCCAUCAUGGUGGUGAUUUUAUUCUUUGGCAAACCAGAAAUGCUGCAACCUCAGUGCUACAACCAUACUGAAGUGUCACAGUGCAUCUGUUACAAAAUUAAAUUUUUCAUUAAAAUGAGGUUUCAUUAGUAGCUUUUCACUGUAUCACAAUAAACAGUUUACACUGCUACAUGUCAACCAGGAACUAUAUCUUGAAUUGUAUUUUAACUAAAAAAGUAUUAGAAAUUAUGCCUUUGUUUAUAAGAAAUAACACCUUGAAGCUUGGCCACAUUAAGUUGUGGGGAAGAUUCUGUGGAGUGUUCUUGGUGACUACUGUCUUCCAAGUAUAGUCCAUGGACAUAGUGCCCUGCAUUUUCUUGAUCUUAAAUGAAGAGGAUACUUGGAGUAUACCUGGAGGGUGUUCCUUGGGGUUCAACACUCCUGUGGCUCAGUCCAUGACCAGGCCUCACAGAGGAUCAGGGCCUGAUCAACCAAACUGUUAUUGCUGGCCGCAUGUAAACCAACGUACAAACCACAGCCUGGUUGGUUAGGUACUGACUUUAGGUGUCUGUCUAACUCCCUCUUGAAGACACCUAGGGGUCUAUUGGUAAUCCCCCUUAUGUAUACUUAGAGGCAGUUGGGGCAAUCUUGGGCCCCUGACACUUAUGCUGUCUUUUAGUGUACUCAUGCUGUGGCUAGCUUUUAUUGCAAAGCUGAGUUCCUUCAAGGAGGAAAGUGCCUUUAUGCUGGCAAAGGACUUUCAAUCCAAAGAAUUGGAAUUACCCUCUCCUUCGAACAAACCAGUAUUGCUAUAUAAUCAUGCUUUCCCAUGAUUAUACAGUAAAAAUAAUCUAAGGAAAGAUAUAUCAUGUUAAUAUUUUGAUGUACUGUACUGACUAUGCCAUAAAGAUUUUGUUUGGGACUUAACCAAACAAAACAAACAGUAUACAAAAUGUUGUUUCACAUGUAAUAAAAUAUUGUUAAGCACAUAUUCCAAACAUGAAACUGUUUCAUUCACUUGGUAUGUUGCGAUAUUUGUCAGUGACAUUAUGUGUUAAUAUUAAUAUUUUGAUUAUGCUGUAAAUAUAAUUAUAUAUUUCUUUGA
Molecule: messenger RNA, 8039 nt
Organism: Cherax quadricarinatus
Lineage: Eukaryota; Metazoa; Arthropoda; Malacostraca; Decapoda; Parastacidae
Gene: rho-7
Product: rhomboid family intramembrane serine protease rho-7
Cellular component (GO): membrane
Molecular function (GO): serine-type endopeptidase activity
Source: RefSeq, a predicted model, not a curated record